AUGGAGCUACUGAUACGCAAUGUCUGGCGUUCAAAUUUUGAGGAAGAGAUGCUUUCCAUAGAAAGCAUAGUACACAUUUACAACCGAGUUGCCUUUGAUCCUGAAUUUCUUGGUUUUCUUCGCAACACACAGAGAAAUGCAUCCGAAACUGAUCGGUAUGAAGACAUCAAGUUCAAUGUCGAUAGCUUGAAACCAAUACAGUUCGGUCUCACAUUCACUGAUGCAGAGGGUAAUCUCCCUCACUCUGGUGGUGUUUGGCAAUUUAAUUUUAAUGAUUUUGAUCCCGUUAUCGACCUUCACUUGGCUACAUCCGUUGAGUUACUACUUCAGAAUGGAAUUGAUUUGGAGAAGAACAAGAGGGAAGGAUUUGAUAUUAAAGCAUUUUCUGCUCGGUUCAGAAACAUCAUAAGGUGUGAAGGACAUAGGAUUCAAUGGCUCACGUUUCAUGGGGUUUAUGAUAUUGCUUACUUCAUUAAGUUUUGUCAUGGGUUGUUAGGAGGAGAGUUGGGUCUCACACGUCUAGCCAAGAUACUCGAGGUGAAACAGGUCGGGGAAACUCAUCAAGGGGGUUUUGACAGCUUGAUCACGAGCAAUGUUUAUUCAAAGAUAAAAAAUGUUUAUCAACUGAUUGAAGGAGCUUAUGAAGGUUAUCUCUAUGGUAUUAACUUUAGAAAGAAAAAGUGGGUCCCACUUGUGCCACCCCAUCCCCAUUUCAUCACUGUAGUUCUAAAUGGAUAUUACCAUGAACAACCCUCUUUUGAGAUAGUCAGUAGUCCACUUAGGUGGCCUCCUUGUCAUGCAUUAGUUCCCACUGUUCAAGUUCCACACUGUCAAUAG
Messenger RNA from Macadamia integrifolia, 837 nucleotides. Its product is annotated as probable CCR4-associated factor 1 homolog 6. The record is from RefSeq and is a predicted model, not a curated record. Lineage: Eukaryota; Viridiplantae; Streptophyta; Magnoliopsida; Proteales; Proteaceae. The transcript is spliced from 2 exons. Gene Ontology annotation, molecular function: nucleic acid binding; poly(A)-specific ribonuclease activity. Gene Ontology annotation, cellular component: CCR4-NOT core complex; P-body; CCR4-NOT complex. Bases 1 to 837 code for a protein of 278 amino acids.